Lepisosteus oculatus (spotted gar) is the source of this 1856-nucleotide messenger RNA. RefSeq names its product coiled-coil domain-containing protein 63. Gene Ontology annotation, biological process: cilium movement; outer dynein arm assembly. The record is from RefSeq and is a predicted model, not a curated record. Lineage: Eukaryota; Metazoa; Chordata; Actinopteri; Semionotiformes; Lepisosteidae. Gene Ontology annotation, cellular component: axoneme.
UAAUUUUUUAGCUAUUUUCUAUUAUAAUUUAAUUUAAAGUAAACACUGUAUUUUGAGUUCGCUGCAAACCGUAACUUUGAUGUCUACAAAAUUGCUAAGCUUUGUUGCAUGAAAGAUGCCACUAGUUCUGGAUAAAGAGGCACAAGCCGGCAUGGAGGCAGAGCUGAGCAGGCUGAGGCACCAGCAUCAUGUCCUGAAGAUGGAGAGCAAGACCUACAGCGACCAGGCCCAGCACCGGAUCCACAAGCAGCAAGAAGAGAUCAACCGCAUGCUAAAAGAACAGGACGAGAUGGAGACGAACAUAAAUCUGAUGACAUCCAAUCAGAGGACACUGAGUGACCACUGUCACCUACUGGAGCUGAAGUGUCUGCUGGAGAAGCAGGACCACUACAACACGCUCAUCCAGAAGCAGAAAGACCACAUUACCAAGCUGGAAGUGCAGAUUAAAGAGGUGGAGGCGAAGCUCCUGGAGAAGAAGAAAAGAAUGAGAGGAAGGAACUGCACACAGCACAGGCCUGCUCAGCAGCAGAAGCAGAUCCGAAUUCUGGAGAGCCGUGUCAGCCAGGCCACCAUGCAGUUUGACAAGCUGCUGUCCAGGAACCAGGCCCUGCGAGUGGAUAUUGACCACCUCCGGUGGCAAAGGGACACUUUUGGUCAGCUGUACCAAAAGAUGAGCAAGGACGUGCUGCUCCAGCACAGCAUCAUGCAGGAGCUGGUGGAAAAGUCAACCCAGGCCUAUGACCAAAGGUCCGAGGCCCUGGCCCGUAUGCAGGCGGUGAAGGACCGCAGUCAGAAGGACCUGGUGCUGUACAACACCGAGCUGAAGGAGAUGAUGAGGGUCAUCGACCACGAGGACAAGCUGAGGAGCUUUAUGAUGCUGAAGUCCCAGGAGCGCUCCGCCGCUGCGGAGGACGAGCCCACCUCUGGCAAAAAGAAGAAAAAUGCUGAGCAGGCCCUGCAGGAGAGGACAGGUGCAGAAAGCCUGGAGACCUACCAGGCCGUUCACAGGCGGAUGGUGGAGCUGGCAGGAGAGGACAACCUCAAGGAGAUAGGGAGGAAGUUUGUGGAGAACGAGGAAAAGAACUUUGCGUAUUUCAACUACAUCAACGAGCUCAAUAAUGAGGCGGAGAUGCUGGAGCUGAAGAUUAACAGGAUGAAGAAUGAGAUUCUCCAGUUCCAGUUGGAGGACAGACACCAUGAGGAACAGAGGAACGCUUCAUUAAAGGAGCUAGAGGUGAAGCUGGAGACAACCAGAAGCCAAGCAGAUGCCCUGGAGUCUCGAUAUAAGUUGACUUGCAAAUCCCUGGACCAGCUGAAGACUGGCAUCGCAGAUCUUUUCACCAAGAUGAACUGCGACCCCUUGCCCAUCUUGGAGAAACUGGGCGGUAGUGAGGGAAUCAGUUAUUCCAACGUCACCCAGUAUAUUGGUAUCCUGGAGCAAAAGGUCAAUGAAAUGCUGAUGGUCUUAUCGUACCUGAACCUGAAGGAUGCAGAGGAGCAGGACUUGCCUGCCACCAACCCCCUUCUGGCCAGUUCUGCCCUGAUACCCACCGUGAUGCCUGUGAAAACGGAGGUGCCACCUGACUUUGAGGAGAGCGAGGCCGAACAGCAGCAGGCGGCAGAUGACGGCAAGCCUCUGGAUAUUAGGAGCCUACGAGAGAAGGUGCUUCCCAAGGUGAUGGCCUCAGAGGAGCUGGCGAAACGCUGCGAGCUGUCCAAGGCCGAUUGCAGGACCCACCGGGAAAAGAAGAAGCUGUCCACUGUGGUCAAAACCACCUGAGAGGUGAAGCCAGAGCCCAGAAAUCCCCCCCAACACCUCCAGCUGUUCAAUAAAAGAAAGACAAGCUCUAGUCAUA